GCGGCUCCCCUCCACCCGGCCCCUUCGGCGCGCUGCCGCCUGCCGGAGGCUCGGCGGAGCCGGGGUACCCCGAUCCCGGCCACAGGAUGGCCGCUCCCGAGGCAGGCAGCACAGGCGGUGUCAUCAGCUACGUGGGCUCCAGCUGCGCUUCGCCCAACCGCACCAGCCCCGUCUCGCUCUGCAGCGACAGCUCCAACGGCAGCUCCCAAUCUGGCUCCCAGCCCUUCCCCACAUACUUCCCCCCAUCACCCACUGGAUCCCUCCAGGAUUCCCGUGCCUACGGUGGAGGCUCGUUGGGCUCCCAUGAGGAUGGCUCCCCUUCAUCCUCCUCCUCUUCCUCCUCAUCCUACGGCUCCUCGGUUAACUUCCCUGGGGUGCAGCAGGUUGCUGCGGACGAACGGCGCCGCAGCUCGCCCAGCAAAGCUGGCAGCACUGUCACCAAGCUGAACGGGAUGGUGCUGCUCUGCAAGGUCUGUGGAGACGUCGCCUCCGGCUUCCACUAUGGCGUCCAUGCCUGCGAGGGCUGCAAGGGCUUCUUCCGCCGCAGCAUCCAGCAGAACAUCCAGUACAAGAAGUGCCUCAAGAAUGAGAACUGCUCCAUCGUCCGCAUCAACCGCAACCGCUGCCAGCAGUGCCGCUUCAAGAAGUGCCUGCUGGUUGGCAUGUCACGUGAUGCGGUGCGCUUUGGGCGCAUCCCCAAGCGGGAGAAGCAGCGGAUGCUGGCAGAGAUGCAGAGCGCCAUGAGCAGCAUGGGCAGUGUCCCACCAGCCAUGCCCGGCCCGGGCGAGGGUCCAGCCCCGGGUGGGGGCCGCCUGCUGCCCCCCGGCCCCACCCCGCCGCUCAUCCCGCCCCCCCCCGCCGCCUGCUUCUCCCAGUUCCCGCAGCAGCUGACCCCCCCCCGCUCACCCAGCCCUGGAGGGGCCACCGAGGACGUCAUCGCGCAAGUGGCCAAGGCACACAAGGAGAUCUUCAUCUAUGCGCAUGACAAGCUGGGACCCCCUCCUGCCUGUGAGAGCAGCCUCCUGCGCUGGGACACACCCCCGGCCUGGGCCCCCGGCCCCCCUGAGCCCCCGCUCUGCCCCCCUGUGUACCCUGAGACCCCGGCGCAGGGCUGCCCGUGGCCCCGCAGCACCAAGGACGUUCUGCCGGCUUGCCCCAUGAACAGCCACCGGCCCGGCCGCAGCGGGCGCUCGGUGCAGGAGAUCUGGGAGGAUUUCUCCCUCAGCUUCACUCCCGCUGUCCGUGAGGUGGUUGAGUUUGCCAAGCACAUUCCCGGCUUCCAGGCCCUGUCCCAGCAUGACCAGGUCACCCUGCUCAAGGCUGGCACCUUCGAGGUGCUGAUGGUUCGCUUCGCCUCGCUGUUCGACGUGAAGGAGCAGACGGUGACGUUCAUGAGCCGGACAAAAUACAGCCUAGAGGAGCUGUGGGGCAUGGGCAUGGGCGACCUGCUCAGCUCCAUGUUCGAGUUCAGCGAGAAGCUCAGUGCCCUUGACCUCACCGACGAGGAGCUGGGGCUCUUCACCGCCGUCGUCCUGGUCUCGGCAGACCGCUCGGGGAUGGAGGACACGGCAUCAGUGGAGCAGCUACAGGAGACGCUGAUCCGCGCCCUGCGUGCCCUCGUGCUGAAGACGCACCCGGCUGAGACGUCCCGGUUCACCAAACUGCUGCUGAAGUUGCCGGACCUGCGCACCCUCAACAACCUCCACUCUGAGAAGCUGCUCUCCUUCCGUAUCGAUGCCCAGUAGGGCCCCCAUGGACCCCUCCGGGCACCCACCACCCUGUACAUAGCACCGCGGGUUUGGGGGGGAAUACACAUGAGCCCCCCCCCGAGGGGCAGCACCAACACCAUGGCAUCCACUGGACUCCCAAAAGGUGGGCGCUGGGAUGCCAGGACACCCCCGUUCCCCCAACAGUGGGCACCAGCCCCACAGCAACGCCAGCAGCACCGGGGGGGGUUCCCCCAUCCUGGUCCCCCCACUCUGGCAGGCAGCGGUGGGAGGCAGAGGCCGGAUCCAGCCAAGCUCUAUGGGUGGGUUUGGUUGGGUUUGGUUUGGUUUCUUUUUUUGUUUUCAUCAUAUAUUUAUUACAUAAAUAUAUAGUAAAAUAGACCAGCAACAAUUA
Messenger RNA from Strigops habroptila (Kakapo), 2121 nucleotides. RefSeq names its product nuclear receptor subfamily 1 group D member 1 (gene NR1D1). Gene Ontology annotation, molecular function: RNA polymerase II cis-regulatory region sequence-specific DNA binding; zinc ion binding; nuclear receptor activity. Lineage: Eukaryota; Metazoa; Chordata; Aves; Psittaciformes; Psittacidae. Gene Ontology annotation, biological process: positive regulation of transcription by RNA polymerase II; cell differentiation; hormone-mediated signaling pathway. Bases 87 to 1745 code for a protein of 552 amino acids. The transcript is spliced from 8 exons. The record is from RefSeq and is a predicted model, not a curated record.